AUGGACGACGACAGCGCCAUGCAAGACGCCGCCCUGCCAGUGUCCCAAGCCCCGCCCACCGACAACGCCGACAACUCAAACACCUUUUCCCUAGAAGAGCGCAUCUCGCAGCUCUGCGAAAUCGACAAGAACAUCGUGGCCCUCAUGUCUCACACAGCAACAGCCCUGACUUCCCUCUCCCCGCAACCCCACAUCCCCCAGGCCCAGCAGACCGAGACGUUCAAGUCCGCCAUGGACGGCCUCCUGUCGACGCUGCACACGGUCGAUGUGCGUAUGAAGCGCCAGAUUCUCGCUCUCGAGGAGGCGGGCAUCAUCCGCCUGCGUCAGGACGCCAAGGUCAUGAACGAGGACGCCAAGAUUGUGGCUAAGCCGUCGCUCGAGCCGAACGGCGUCGGCGGCAUCGGCGCCCUCGAUGUCGGCUGGCUCAACAGCCGGAACAGCAAGGUCGAGAGGGACAUGGAAGCCGAGCUCUGGGCGCGGAUGCGGGCCUUGCUGGAGAGACAAGGGGGGGAGGCUGUCCGGGGAGACGACGAGAUGGAGUCUUAG
Molecule: messenger RNA, 546 nt
Organism: Verticillium alfalfae VaMs.102
Lineage: Eukaryota; Fungi; Ascomycota; Sordariomycetes; Glomerellales; Plectosphaerellaceae
Exons: 2
Coding region: 1-546 (181 amino acids)
Biological process (GO): regulation of transcription by RNA polymerase II
Cellular component (GO): mediator complex
Molecular function (GO): transcription coregulator activity
Source: RefSeq, a predicted model, not a curated record